AAUUAUUGAUGUUAUAAUUUUAACCAAAACAGAAACCUAAGGAAAAUUUCAAAAUUAAUAUAAAAUACAACAAUGUAAUAAAUAAUAAAUAUAAACACAAUUUUUUGAGAUCACCAAACAAUGAUUGGAAUAAUAAAUGAUAGGCAGUGAAGCAAAACCCCAAAGAAACAGUUAUGACUAAGCCAAUGAAAAAUGCUAGAGGUCGGCAUAAAAUCAACAUCAGCUACAACGUCGUCAUCAUCAGCAACCCGUGUGGCAGCUGCAUUUUUGCUCAAAAUUAUGAGACGACGUCUUAAAAUUUAAAUUUAAAUUUAAAUAAUAAAAUUAACAUGGAUUAUGUAAAAUAAAAUUAGCAACAAAAAAAAACACCCCAAGAAACCUUUGAAGACAACAAAUGGCCUGAAGGGAAAAUCCAUAAGCGGAAGUGUGGAAAAGAAAAAAAAAAUUGAAGGAAAAAAUCGAUAUUUAAACAAAUAGCUAAAUAACUAAGGAAAAACAAAAGUAAACAAACAAAAGAAAACUAAAAUAAAAGAAAGAAAAAAUCUAUUUUCCAAGAUUUCACCCUUUUUUCAAAAAAAAAAUCCCAAGGGUGACUUGUAAUGUUAUGACAACAAAGCUUUAACUACCUCUAAAAAUAAAAAUAGAAACCUUAACACAUUAAGUGCUGUCGUGAAUUGUCUCGAAUGUGUGUUAUGCGUGCCCGCCUGGCACGCUCUUGGUCACCGUCACCAUCAUCGCUUCGAUGUUUAAAAACGAACAGGAAUGUGACGGCCAAUGCGAUGAAUAUAUCCGUGAAUAUGCUUUUGAACCGGAACUUCUGAUAAAUCGCAAUGAUUAUUUGCGCCAGGAGGCCGAACAUCGCCAUGCAGCCGGGCUGCUAACAUCGACGGAAGCAUCGCGUCUCGAUGACACAUACUCGCGACGUUCUAGCCAUGAUCUUUACAAUGAACUCAAGAGUCAAGUUGAUGUGGAGAUUGAAGCUUUCUAUUAUAUGUAUGGCCGCUAUACCAAAGAUUUAGGAGAAUUUGCCAAAGAUGAAGCCAGAAAACUCAAAUUGCUGCAAAAACGACGAAAGUUGGAGGACAAACAGAGGAAUAAGGAACUCCUAGGGAAACGUGAGUCUCGUGCAUUUAAAGUCUCAUCAUGGAUAUGGAAACACACAUUUGCCCGCCUAGGCGAAGACUGGGUGUUUUUGGCCCUGUUGGGCAUAAUUAUGGCCCUGCUGUCGUAUAUCAUGGACAAGGGUAUAUCGAUAUGUACAAAUGCCCGUGUUUGGCUGUAUCGCGAUCUAACAUCUCAGCCCAUAGCCCAGUAUUUUGCCUGGGUCUCAUUGCCCGUCUGUCUGAUAUUGUUCUCGGCGGGCUUUGUACAUCUGAUAGCACCGCAGAGUAUAGGUUCCGGUAUACCCGAAAUGAAAACCAUUCUGCGAGGGGUGGCCCUAAAAGAGUAUUUAACCUUUAAGACAUUAGUGGCCAAAAUUGUUGGUUUAACGGCAACUUUGGGCAGUGGUAUGCCAUUAGGAAAGGAAGGUCCAUUCGUACAUAUAGCAAGUAUUGUAGCACAAUUAUUAAGUAAGCUAGUAACAUCAUUCCAAGGUAUCUAUGAGAACGAGUCGCGCAACUCGGAAAUGUUGGCCGCUGCCUGUGCAGUGGGUGUGGGGGCGUGUUUUGCGGCGCCAGUGGGCGGUGUAUUAUUUAGUAUAGAAGUAACAACCACCUAUUUUGCGGUGCGUAACUAUUGGCGCGGCUUCUUCGCCGCCGUCUGUGGUGCUACAGUUUUUCGUUUGCUGGCUGUUUGGUUCCAAAAUGCCGACACAGUGAGGGCAGUGUUCUUAACGAAUUUCACAACGGAAUUUCCAUUCGAUCCUCAGGAGUUGUUCGUGUUUGCCUUGAUGGGUGUCGUUUGUGGCCUUGGCGGAGCCGCUUAUGUCUGGGUACAUCGAAGAUACGUCCUAUUUAUGCGCUCGAAUAAGAAAAUGAACAAGUUCCUCCAAAAGAAUCGCUUCCUGUACCCAGGCUUCUUGGCUUUGUUGGUAUCAACCAUAUCUUUUCCCUUGGGAACGGGCCAAUUUAUUGCCGGUGAAUUGGGUACCCAUGAACAGGUGACCCAGUUGUUUAGUAAUUUCACGUGGUCUCGCGAUGAUUUGACCGUGGAGCAGGCAGCCAUUGUAACCCAUUGGGUGACACCCUAUACGAAUGUAUUCAUCAAUCUGACAUGCUAUGUUAUUUUUACGUUCGUUUUCUCCAUCAUUGCCUCGACGAUACCCGUACCCUCCGGCAUUUUCAUACCCGUCUUUAAAAUUGGUGCCGGCUUGGGCCGUUUGAUAGGUGAAAGCAUGCAUUUGUGGUUCCCUAACGGUGUCCGCUAUGGCGGUCGCCUCUCGCCCAUCAACCCUGGCGGCUAUGCUGUGGUAGGUGCUGCUGCAUUUUCGGGCGCUGUCACGCAUACGGUCUCAGUGGCGGUAAUCGUGUUCGAAAUGACCGGCCAAAUUACGCACGUCGUGCCGGUGAUGAUAGCUGUCCUGAUAGCCAAUGCCAUUGCGGCCCUGCUCCAGCCCUCUAUGUAUGAUAGUAUUAUACUUAUCAAAAAGUUGCCAUAUCUGCCCGAUCUACUGCCAUCCAGUUCGGGUAUGUAUAGCAUCUAUGUGGAGGACUUUAUGGUGCGCGAUGUCAAGUACAUAUGGCAAGGUAUCACCUAUCAACGUCUCAAAGAAGUACUGAAGAGCAACAAGACGCUGCGUUCCCUUCCCCUGGUCGAUAGUCCGGAAAAUAUGAUUCUGCUGGGGUCGGUGCAACGUUAUGAACUCAUCAAAAUGAUCGAAAAACACAUUGGCCGUGAAAAACGCAUGGAGGUAGCCCAGAAAUGGAAAAAGGAGGCUGAGGAACGCAUACGCGAAGAGGAACGCAAAAAGCAGGAGGCCGAACAGCGUAUGCGCCGUCCAUCCCGUUUCGAAGUCCUGCCCGCCCCUGACAUUCUCAGUCUGCGUCAAAUAGCCAACGACGAAAUGUUGCCACCCAAAAAGAAACAGGAAACCCUCAACAAUACGCUCCAGCCGCGUAAAUCCAUUCUCAAAAAGACAAACUCAUUUAAUCUUAAAGCUUUUACACCUUCCUCGCUGAAUAGUCCCAGCAUAACGCCAUAUUCCACCAUAACCGGCGCCGAGCAGCGCAUCCGCAAUGCCUUCGAGACCAUUUUCAAGAAAUCAACCACCCUACAAGAUGUUCAGCCCAGUGAUGGCCAGGAGCCGGGUUCGAUAUCGGCUGCAACGAGUACCGGUGACAUGAUGACACCCGGCACCCCGACGGUACAGAGGGCGCCCAGUACACCGGGUAUCUCGAAAAAAGUUCAAUUGAAUGCACAAAAGAAACCUCAAUCCGAGGAGGAUGCAAAUAUGCAAGUACCACCAGGUACCCCACCAAGACUUAAAAAAACUCAGCCGUAUAUUAUUGGUCUGAAUAAAACGACAAUUAUAAAUGACAUCCAUGGUCGGGCCAAAUUCAAGCCGAUACAUCAGCCAAAUAUGCAGCCACUACCAUCGAUUUUGAAAAAUUCCGAAAAAUGUAAAGAUCUCUAUUACAACACACUAAAUGAGGCGGAUUUUGAUGCCAUAACGGCUGAGAAUACUAAACAAAAUAAAGUUAAUAAACCCACUAUUAAAUCAAUUUUGAAAAAGCAUGACAACUUUAAAAUGCUACUGAAAAAAUCGACAGAAUUGAAAAAGGCAGAAAAAGAUAAACAAAAUCUAGAAACACAACAGGGCGUCUCUGGGGAUGGCAACCCCAGUCCUAGUAAGGAAACGGUGGAGGGGAAUGGUAAAAAUAAAAAUAUUAGCUCUGAAUCGUUAAAUGUUGAGAGAAAUGAAAAGGAAACGGAGAAUCAGAAUUUGAAUGAAAAGGAUACUCAGUCCACUGAGAACUUGCAAGCCAAUCACAAAGGGCCAUCCUAUAAAGGCAGUAUCAAAAAGGUCAAAAGUGUCCAAUUGCCACGAGAACGUGUCAUUGAUAUGUCACCGGAGGAUCAAAAGAAAUGGGAAAUGGAAGAAAUGCAAAAACCCAUUGACCUGGAGAAGGCCAAUGUCAACAUUGAUCCCAGUCCCUUCCAGCUGGUCGAACGUACCUCUAUACUCAAAGUACAUUCACUGUUCUCAAUGGUGGGCAUCAAUCAUGCCUAUGUCACGAAAAUUGGCCGUCUUGUUGGGGUGGUGGGCUUGAAGGAGCUCCGCAAGGCCAUCGAAGACAUCAACAGCAACAGUUUUGUGAUAUCGAAUCAAUUAAAAGACAAUCCUCUCGAUGUGGAAAACAGUGCCGCAGAGAAACCAUUGCUGCCGCAAGACAGCAGCGAUAAACAGGUGAAUAUGACUGUCACAUCUAUGGACUCGGCUCUAUCGAAUUCCGACAAUUGUUCCGACAUUGAAAUGGAGAAUAUUCACAAGACGACAACGGUGACGGACACCGCAAAGACAUGCAACACGACCACAACCACAUCGCCAUUAACAAUCACUUCCGACAAUCCAAAUUCCACAACCUCGUCGCCUGGCCAUCAGAGUGACUCGAAGGCAGAGUGACCGGGCCGGCAAAAAUUUUGUCAAAAAUUUUGUGUAUAUCUAUGCUAAAAAAAAAAAAACAAAAACAACAACAAGUAGUUUCUAAUUAGCUAAGUUUUUAAAUCUAAGAAGAAUUUAAGGAAAGCGUAAAAAAGAUAUUCUCCAAAUGAUUUUUAGUUAAAUUUUCCCCUCCAAACAAAA
Molecule: messenger RNA, 4744 nt
Organism: Musca domestica (house fly)
Lineage: Eukaryota; Metazoa; Arthropoda; Insecta; Diptera; Muscidae
Product: chloride channel protein 2
Exons: 16
Coding region: 743-4564 (1273 amino acids)
Biological process (GO): chloride transport; transmembrane transport
Cellular component (GO): membrane
Molecular function (GO): voltage-gated chloride channel activity
Source: RefSeq, a predicted model, not a curated record